Molecule: messenger RNA, 354 nt
Organism: Laccaria bicolor S238N-H82
Lineage: Eukaryota; Fungi; Basidiomycota; Agaricomycetes; Agaricales; Hydnangiaceae
Exons: 3
Coding region: 1-354 (117 amino acids)
Source: RefSeq, a predicted model, not a curated record
AUGGUGCAUAAGUGGCUUUUUCUUUCUUGUGGCAGGUUUGGCCUCGUCAACACGCGGUGCAUUCAAAUAUGGCAGCGUCUAUACGACGGCGAUUUUCUUUCUGGGCGUGGCGUUUUUAACUGGGCGGGCUCAUGCGCUUAUUAUGCAAUUAGCGGGUACCCUUUCAUUCGCAGAACAACCACUCCCCAUGCCACACAUGUCCUAAAGCAUCCUGGGUACUGGUGUUACCCGGGUGUGGAAAGUCGCUUCUUCAUGGAUGCGUGGGCAGGCAGAUGUGUGCUUGCACACCUGGAUGAUUGUUGGGGGCUUCCUCGAAGGUCCCGAGCAUCGUCUCACCAGACGUGGCACCGCUGA